Fimicolochytrium jonesii is the source of this 1173-nucleotide messenger RNA. Its product is annotated as zinc-ribbon-domain-containing protein. Gene Ontology annotation, molecular function: zinc ion binding; ubiquitin protein ligase activity. Bases 1 to 1173 code for a protein of 390 amino acids. The transcript has 3 exons. Gene Ontology annotation, cellular component: nucleus. The record is from RefSeq and is a predicted model, not a curated record. Lineage: Eukaryota; Fungi; Chytridiomycota; Chytridiomycetes; Spizellomycetales; Powellomycetaceae. Gene Ontology annotation, biological process: ubiquitin-dependent protein catabolic process; protein ubiquitination.
AUGACGCAGGGAUGGUCAGCGACACAGCAAAGUCGAGCAACGACGAACACCCGAGUGACCAACCGUCUCGAGAAUCGCCGUCGGGACUACAGCCACGUUACCGAGAUAGACAGGGAGCCCACUUUCCACGACAGAAAUCAAGGGGUUUUGGGAUGCAAGCACUAUCAGCGGGCCGCGAAGUUGCAGGCGCACUGCUGUGGCAAAUGGGAUACCUGUCGAUUCUGCCACGAUGAAGUCAGCGAUCAUAAUAUUGUCAGGAACCUCAUCACGACGAUGCUUUGCAUGUACUGCGGUACCGUUCAACCUGCGGGCCAAGAUUGCAUCAAUGAAGGAUGUCGUCGCCGUGUAGCCAAGUACUACUGCAAGGAGUGCAAGCUCUGGGACAGCGAUCCGCGCAAGAACAUCUACCACUGUUACGAUUGUGGUAUUUGCCGUAUCGGAAAGGGACUGGGCAUCGACUACUUCCAUUGCAAGAAGUGCAAUGUGUGCAUGGCUAUCAGCUUGAAAGGAAGGCAUAAGUGUAUCGAGAGGAACUUGGAGAGCGAUUGUCCGAUCUGUGGCGAGUACAUGUUUACAAGUACAACGACGGUCAUAUUCAUGCCUUGCGGACACUGCAUCCAUUACAAGUGCCAUCAAGAAUACAUCCAAACCUCGUAUCAAUGCCCAACCUGCCUCAAAUCCCUCGCGGAUAUGACCGACUAUUUCCGUCGCAUCGACCAAGCGUUGGCCCAGCAGCAGAUGCCACAGGAGUACAGCAACCUCUACAACCAGAUCUACUGCAACGACUGCGAAAAGAAAUGCUUUGCCAAGUUCCACUUCAUGUACCACAAAUGCGUCAACUGCCGCGGUUACAAUACCAAAGUGCUCAACACGGCCGAUCAGAACCUAAUACCACCCGAAGAGCUGAAGCAGAUCAAUGCACUGGCGUCUAUGCUCGUGAACUCGGCCAACCCUGCGGCGGCGGGGGAUACCGCGGAUGCAUCGUCGGUCCAAGAACCUAGCACCAGCAGACGAGCGAGUGCGGCGGGUCGUGGCGCUUCGCGCAGAGCGAGCAUGGUACAGCGUGGGGUGCAGUUCUGGUGCCAUCAGUGCCAAGCCUCGACGAAUCCCGUCAUGGUGGCUGGAUCCCAGCGCUGUGGGACCUGUGACUCUGAUUUUCUCGAACAGCUUUGA